Messenger RNA from Betta splendens (Siamese fighting fish), 2832 nucleotides. Its product is annotated as doublecortin domain-containing protein 2-like. Lineage: Eukaryota; Metazoa; Chordata; Actinopteri; Anabantiformes; Osphronemidae. The record is from RefSeq and is a predicted model, not a curated record. The transcript has 9 exons. Gene Ontology annotation, biological process: regulation of cilium assembly; dendrite morphogenesis; cilium assembly. The coding region runs from base 676 to 2241 and encodes 521 amino acids. Gene Ontology annotation, cellular component: axoneme; microtubule organizing center; kinocilium.
GGUCUCCUGAUGCCCAAUUAUCAUUCUCACUUGGCUGCAGUGAAGUUUUACAUCGCCUGGAAUGUUCGCUUUUUUUCCCCUAUCGUGCGUAUUUCGUGUUUUGUGCAAAGUGUCAGCGCGGAUAUAUCCGAAUAAACAUGUUGUUAGCCGACAGUUAAAUAUUUACUACGUGUUGAUUGGGCUGUGAGGGGACCCUGGUAAUCGGUGAGAGAACGGCGGCGUGUUCCCAUAGAUACAUCCCAACAGAUAAGCUCCCACGAUACUCCGCCUGCAGCGGGAGGAAGCGACGAGGAGCCGCUCGCUUUCACGCGGCGCCUGCAGCGAAGCGGCGCACACGCAGCGGACACUUCUGCGCCAUUUACUCGGUAGCGCGUUGAGAUUCCGCAAAAGCCCGCUCGCCUAUUUAAAGUUCGCAGCUACGUUCACGCGUUCGUGUUUUUAUUCAGCGGCCUAUUCCUUAACGCGCGGUCAACCCACCUUUUGCCCUGGACGCCAAACCGCGAGGUCCACGCGCUCGGCUCCACUGAACCAUACACAUUUGGCCCGGACCAACAAGCUCUAAUGUCAUUAUAAUGGCUUAUAAGCUCCUGGCUCGCAAUCGGGAUCGAGCUGUAGUAAGUUAAUUAUAACAAGGACCGCUGUUUCUCACGCGCCAAGCCGCCUUUACGCGCAACGAUGGGCUCGGAGAAGCCGAGCUUUCUGGCUCAGCCGGUCGUGAAGAGCAUUUUUGUGUUCAGAAACGGCGACCCGUACUACGAGGCCCGCCGGAUAGUGAUCAACCAAAAGCGCGUGUCCAACUUCGAGACGCUGCUGCGGGAGGUGACCGGCGGCGUCCAGGCUCCGUUUGGAGCGGUGCGGAACAUCUACACGCCGAGAGGAGGCCACAAGGUGGACAGCCUGGAGAGCCUGCGGAGCGGCGAGCAGUACGUGGCUGCGGGGAGGGAGAGGUUCAAGAAGCUGGACUACCAUCAGAUUACUUCCAGAAAGAAGAAAAUGCUGCUUCCAAUGCAGGCCAAGCCACUAAUGCAGAAUCGGAUCAUUGUGUCAGCUCGGUUCCUGAAACCCAUCAAGGAGCCAUGUACCAUAUUUGUGGUAGCAAACGGCGAUGUCCUGAAUCCCGCUAUGAGGAUUCUGAUCCACCAGAGGAUGCUGGGUCACUUUGAGAGGAUUCUAGAGAUGAUCACGGAGAAGAUGGGUCUGAGGGUCCUGGGGGGUGUUCGAAGCCUGUACACCUACGAAGGCCACCAGGUGACUGACAGGAACCAGCUGGAGAAGGGACAGCUCUAUGUGGCCGUGGGGAGAGAACGGUUCAAGAAGCUGCCCUACAGCGACCUACUGUUCACCAGACCCAGAGGACGGAGGAGGGUCAGUGGAGUGAAAGCUUACUUUCUACCACCACUUUACAAAUUCUCCAAGCAAAAUGGAAACACUUCGCCUUCCAAGAGCAAAUCCACCACUCAGUGCAGCGACAGCGGAGACGGGGACUCCAAGGCCUCUCCUCCAGGCCACGACGACGACAACAAGAGGGAGCAACUGUCCUCCAUCGUCAGGCAGAUCUCUCAGGCCCGGCUCAUCUCCCUCAGGAAGCGGAGGAGUGGACAGAGCGAGAUCCUGGGCAGCUCCGACCACGGAGAUGCAGAUGACCUCGAAACGAAAACUGAUGACACAAAUACUGAAAACAAAACCCUUAACAACUACACAGAUGAUGAGCAUCCUGCAGAUGCAAACAAUGAUGCAAAAGCCACACAGGAGCCGCAGGAAGAAAGUGUGGAGGCCACUGCUGAAAACACCACAGAAGAAGACACCAUGAUUGACAAAGAGGAAACCCAGGACAUGAAUGGUGAAAAAGAGGAAGGGGGAGAGAAGGAGAAAAGUUAUGACCAGAAUGAUGAGAGAGAGGGACGAGCCACAGUAGAGUCUGAGGAGAAGGAGGUAAAAGAAGAAAUGAAGGAAGAGGUCACUGAUGCAGGUGAGGGGGCGGUUAAGAGUGAGGAGCAGGGGAUCAGCCAUAGCAACAUUGAUGAGAUACAGGACAGUGAGGCGAGGGAAGAAGGGAGCAAUUCAUCUUCUGAGGGUGAAAAGGAUGAGCCAGACACAAGCAUGGGAAAAGAGAAGCCAGAUGAAGAUGCUGGAAGUGAGGAGAACGGCAGUAACGACCAAAAUAAUGAUGUAGACACAGGGGAGGAACAGAAAGACACAGAAACCAGCAAUGACCCAGAGAACACGGAGACAGAUAAUUAGACAAAAGAGAGUGAUAAGGGCAAAAGUAGCAGCAGCAACAGUAACCAGGAAGAAGACGAGCACAACAAAACUACCAAAGAGUCUGCGGAGGGAGGUGAACGGAGAGGUCGGUGAAGAAACAGGCGAGGUGGGAAGUGAAGCAGCGCUGGGAAUGACAAAAUGCGGCCAGUUGCACGGAUGCCACAGCAAAUGGGUAAAGAGCAAAGGCAGAGAUGAAAGGAAAAGGAGCAGGAUUAGAUACUGUAGUCAGGGAUGAGUGCAAAACAAAGUCAGAGACACCAGUAAUAAAUCCAGAAAUAUAUUUUUAGCUUCCUGUUUGUUUUUAACGGAUGAUAUCUUUGUCUAUAAACCAAUAAGCUAUAGUGCAUAAAACUCUACGUGUCUGAAGGUCAAGCUACUGUCAAUCAUAUGACUCAGAAUGAAUAUUUUAAAUAGUAUUUCUUUAUUAGUUAUUACUCACUAAAUGUGUUCAUAAUAAAGAGGCACCUGUAGCAACUGCUUUAAUUCUCUCUGUUCCUAUCAGAGCUUUACAGUCAGCUACAUGUAAAAGGAAUGUGAAAAUCUAUGCAAAUAAACUACAGUUUAAGUCCA